UGAAAGGGUUGAGGCACUUGCCAAAGUCCUGGGUUAGCAGAUCCAAGUUUCAGAGCGAAAAGGCACGGGUCUCCCCAGGUGGUGCUGGUGUUAAAAUGGGAGACGUCUUCAACUCUCUUAGGCAUGACAGCCUAUUUUGUAGUUUCCCAGCAGGGGGUGUCUCUGAAGUCAAGGACCAAUACCCAGCUUACGGCCCCGUGGAGGUAUGGGUGGAUACCUCAACUAGAGCCAAAAUCUCCCCCUAACUCAUAUUUUGGCCCAUAACUUUCCAUCUACACAAAGGACAUUCCACCCGCGGGUAGAUUUUAUUAUGCAGACAAAUCUGAGGAUUGA
Staurois parvus is the source of this 333-nucleotide messenger RNA. Lineage: Eukaryota; Metazoa; Chordata; Amphibia; Anura; Ranidae. The record is from the annotation of a GenBank genome assembly.